Messenger RNA from Beta vulgaris subsp. vulgaris (sugar beet), 2039 nucleotides. RefSeq names its product protein MAIN-LIKE 1-like. The record is from RefSeq and is a predicted model, not a curated record. The coding region runs from base 327 to 2039 and encodes 570 amino acids. NCBI's taxonomy places the organism in Eukaryota, Viridiplantae, Streptophyta, Magnoliopsida, Caryophyllales, Amaranthaceae. Gene Ontology annotation, biological process: meristem development; meristem maintenance. The transcript has 5 exons.
GUGAUAUAUACAGCAAAGAAAAAGGCUAAAUACAGCAAAAUAUUGGAAAAGACUAACCUACCCUUAUUAAAAUUUAACCCCACCCUCACCCUCACCCUCACCCUUACCCUCACCCUCACCACACACGAGAAUUCUGCAUCAUCAUCGUCUUCUGCAUCGUCAUCGUCGUCUGCAUCAGUUUCGCGAGCCGACGGUGGUGACGCCGACGAUCCUCCUCCGCUUCGUCCGACUCGCCGACCCUAAAUCCUCUUCUUACUUCUCAUUCGACGCGCCAUCUUGUCUGCAUCGUCGUCGGCACCUGCUCGUCGCCGGGAGCGUAGUACACGAUGUCAAGUACUAGAGAAAGAGGUUGUAUUAGCCAGAAAGAUGGAAAUAAAGGAAAAGGAAAGAGGCAAUUACUUGACAGUGAAGCACCAUCGGAGAAAAAUUAUAGUGGUCGACUUGGAAAAAAAAAUGAUAGAACUCGAAAAGGUAUUACAAUGUCUGCGAGAGCUAGGGCUGUGAAAGCUAGAGAAGAAGUUUUAGCCCCUACUAGUAAAAAUGAUCGAGAGAAAACUCAUAUGGAGGAUUUUACUAUCCCCAACUAUGUUGAUAAUGAUUCAGAUGAUAAUAUUUCUGAAGAAGAAGAUAUGUUGUUUAGUGAUAUUCUAUUUCAGAGAGAACGUGAGGAUGAUGAGGAUCUAGUUGAUGAUAAUGGUGAUGAUACUGAUGAUGUAGAGGGUGAUGACAUAGGGGAGGAGGAUGAGGAAGAACAAAACGUACACAAAAUUGAUGAUUGGCAGUUGAUUAGAGGGAUAGAUGGAGGACCUUCAAAUCCCGAGUUACUUACCGGUUUUCGCGCUCAUGUUGCACACUACAUAUGGAUUGGUCAGGAUCGAGGUUUGUUGACAUGCCACAAUCGAAGUGACCAGUUAUCUUCGUGGACUAUAGAACAAGAUGAUGUUAAACUUCUGCUUGCAAAAACACAACUAAAACAUUUAUCAGCUUGUAUGUUUGAGCACGUAAACCUGCCUCUGAUUUCAGCUUUCGUUGAGAGAUGGCAUCCUGAAACAAAUUCAUUUCACAUGCCAUUUGGAGAAAUGACCAUCACUCUUCAUGAUGUAUCUUAUAUACUCAAUGUACCUGUAGUGGGUAACCCUCUAAUCACUGAGAAUACUGGACCUGCGGUAUCAUUGAUGAAAACCCACAUGGCAUCCCUCCUAUAUAUGUCUAUGGAUGAAAUAAAUAAAAAUUGGAAGAAAGGUACCAUAAAAUUCAAUGUUGUAAAAUCUAACGUAUCUAAUCAAAAUGUAAAUCCAAAACAUACUGCAAUAGGAUUUUUGUUAUGGUUGGUUGGUGCUACAUUGUUUGUAGACAAGACUCAUAAUGCAGUGAAUGGACAUUUUUUACCUUUUCUAAUGAAUUUAGAAGGGGUUAGUAGUUAUGCCUGGGGUGCUGCAACUUUAGCUUAUAUGUAUCGUCAGCUCGGAAAGGCUUCACGAUUUCAAACUAAGCAAAUAAGUGGUUGUUUAACAUUACUUCAGGCAUGGAUAUAUGAAUAUUUUCCAAGAUUUAGGCCAACGGAAAAUGGAAAUUGGGCGAAACAACCCCCAUAUGCUGCAAGAUGGGUACCUGGAAAGAUGAAAAAGACGAAUGAUGAUUUACUAAUUUACAGAGCUGCGUUAGAUUGCAUGACGGUGGAUGAGGUUACUUGGACCCCCUUUACAAGAGAUCCGAGCAAAGAUGUUCCAAUUUUGCGAUAUUGUGGAAUCAUUCAUUGUCGGUCCAUUACUGAGCCAUACAUGCCUAUUCGAGUUUUAAGGCAAUUUGGAUAUGUUCAAGUGAUACCUCCAUGUCCUUUUGUUCCUAAUAAAGUGUAUAGGGGAUCCAAUAUACAUAAAUAUAAUUGUGUACAUGAUCCGAUGAUUACAAAUUGGAGAACAUGGCAACAACAUUUGAUGCAACCUGGUAUGCUUGGGUCUUUUCGUGCUCGUUUUACCACUGAGGUUGCUGAUAAUUAUAUAAAUUGGUUUAAGGAUCGCACACAUGCUAAAGUUUGA